Metopolophium dirhodum (rose-grain aphid) is the source of this 813-nucleotide messenger RNA. RefSeq lists its product as uncharacterized. The coding region runs from base 1 to 813 and encodes 270 amino acids. The transcript has a single exon. Gene Ontology annotation, molecular function: catalytic activity. The record is from RefSeq and is a predicted model, not a curated record. Lineage: Eukaryota; Metazoa; Arthropoda; Insecta; Hemiptera; Aphididae.
AUGAGCGCGGCCGAGGGGACUGGAGUCAUUCAAGUCAACUUGAACAACAGUUGGACGGCCCAGCAGCUACUCCUGCAGACGAUGGCAGAACGACGAUCGAACAUCGCUGUCUUGUGUGAAUAUAAUAGGCCGAUGGGUGACUCCGACCACUGGGUAGGAAGUCUGGACAGGAAAUGCGCCGUAUUUGCAACAAAUUCCUCGGACGUGAUCUUGGACGAGCAAGGAGCGGGCGUAGGCUUCGCUUGGGUGUGGCUGGGCGAUGUACUCCUGUACAGCUGCUACUGCACUCCAAACUGCUCAGUCCAAGAAUAUGAUCUGUUCCUGGGCCGACUGGAAUUUUCGAUCUCGCAUCAGUCAAGAACACAUGUGAACCUGAUCGUUGCAGGUGACAUUAAUUCUCAUUCCCCGGAAUGGGGCUCAAUGAGGCUAGACACCAGAGGAUCUAUGCUGUCGGACUUCGCUACGUCGCUGGGUCUAACAAUAUGCAACGUCGGUUCCAGGCCUACCUUUAGGCGGGCUAAUUCUGCCUCAAUUAUUGAUGUCACGCUGGAACGCUUUCCCUCCGGCGGCCGCCAGCUCGUCACUGACUGGUCGGUACUCGAGGACACCUACUCAGCAAGUGAUCAUCUGUAUAUAGAAUACCUUGUCUCAUCACGAGCAGCGCAAAAAACCACGCGUCACACCACGAUAGCUAGGGCACCGGGCUGGUCAGUUAAAAAAUUUAAUCCGGCAGCAGCCGAACUGUUCUUCGAACUGUCUGGACCGUCACGCUUACCAUCACCUGAAGCACUCGCUUCGGACCACGCAGAGUGA